AAACAAAAAUGGUGCUCGAAUCGACUGUGAUCUGCAUUGACAACAGCGAGUUCAUGCGAAACGGAGACUUCAUCCCGUCUCGUUUACACGCACAGCAAGAUGCAGUCCAGCUAGUCUGUAACGCCAAAACACGCGGAAAUCCAGAAAACAACGUCGCCUUAAUGUCUAUGGCUGCAGAAAGCCAUCCUAAAGUAUACAGCACUCUAACUACGGAUGUGAACCGAAUUAUCAGUCACCUAAGUCAGAUCCAACCAGAUGGUGAUUAUAAGUUCCUAACGGGCCUCAAAGUUGCCCAAAUUGUGUUAAGAAAUCGACAGGGCAAAAAUCACAGACAAAGAAUUGUGGCUUUUAUUGGGAGUCCAAUUGAAGAAAACGACAAAGAACUGACAACGUUGGCAAAAAAAUUGAAGAAAAAUAACGUGAAUGUGAAUAUCAUCAAUUUUGGCGAAGAGGCCAAUUGUGAGAAACUGCAGACAUUUGUUUCUACUUUAAACCAGGGCAAAGAUGAACCGGGAUCCCAUUUUGUGAAUGUUCCCAGUGGUUCGAAACUGAAUGAAGCCCUGAUGCAGAGUCCGGUGAUUUCAGAGGACGGAGGGAUGGGCGGCGGAGCUGGUGGAGGCAUGGAUCCGUCUGCGUUUGACCCGAACGAGGAUCCCGAACUGGCGCUGGCUCUGAGGGUCUCGAUGGAGGAGCAGAGAAAGGCACAGCAGGAAGAGGAGAGGGCGGGAGGGGCACCCAUGGAAACAACUGUGGGCCUGGAAACGCCGGCUGGUGCCCCUGCAGUAGCUACUCCAGUUGCAGGCCCCCCUGCUUCAUCAACUGGGGGUGCUGGCGGGGGUCAGUCGGAAGACGCUCUUCUUCAGCAGGCGCUGAGUCUGUCGAUGGGAGGGGUUCCUCUGCAGAAGGAUCUGAGUCAGAUGACGGAGGAUGAGCAGAUCGAAUUGGCACUCAGGAUGUCCAUGCAACAGGACGAAGCAGCAGCUGCAGCAGGAACUGCAGAUGCCGCAGCAGUAGAAACUUCCUCACAACCUAUGGACGCCACGCCAUCCUCAACAGCAGCCGCCGGAGGAUCAGAUUCGAAGACGGAAAAGGACGACCAGGAAGACGAAGAGGAAUUGGACGCCGAGAGCCUCCAGGCAGUUCUGGCAUCACUUCCUGGCGUGAACCCCGAUGACCCCCAGAUUAAGGAACUUCAGGAGCAGCAGAGGAAAAAUAAAAAGGGAGAGGGAGAGAAAUGAAGUGGAAUCAUUUUUAAAUAGUUGAUUGAAGAGAUAAAGAUAACAUUGGCAAUAAUGUGUUGUAUAGUCGAUAGAUCAUAUCGGUCAUAUUUUGCUCCCUAUUUGAAUAAAUUGAUAACUGGAAAACAAGUUUAAAAAUGAAAAGUCAAUGUUUAUCUUGCUAUCGUCCCAAGUUUUGUUAGCAGCCUCCAUUUCAUUUUUUUUGGCUAGGUAAGCAAGGGCGCAAAUUUUUUUCUGAGUCAAAAUUAUAUGUGAAUUGAUUGUAGUUUUUUUCGCAAUGUUGAAGCUGGGAUGUUUACUUUGAAAGUGUUAACUUUAAUUUUACAGAUUUGUCAUUU
Symsagittifera roscoffensis is the source of this 1576-nucleotide messenger RNA. Its product is annotated as 26S proteasome non-ATPase regulatory subunit 4-like. Bases 9 to 1238 code for a protein of 409 amino acids. Gene Ontology annotation, molecular function: polyubiquitin modification-dependent protein binding. Gene Ontology annotation, cellular component: cytosol; proteasome regulatory particle, base subcomplex; nucleus. Gene Ontology annotation, biological process: proteasome-mediated ubiquitin-dependent protein catabolic process. The transcript has 4 exons. NCBI's taxonomy places the organism in Eukaryota, Metazoa, Xenacoelomorpha, Acoela, Convolutidae. The record is from RefSeq and is a predicted model, not a curated record.